AUGAAAUUGGGGAUUAUACGAUGGAAGGAUGACCCUUUGUGGUGGAGGGGCUUGCCAGAUUUGCCGACGUCCUUCUCGUUGGGCGCAAAAGUUCUCGUCGGUCUUCGUGACGACGUCGGCGAAGAGCUCCAUCACGAUUCAACGGCGGGGCUGCUGAUGGGAGGCAGCGACGUUGCCAGAAUUUCAGUUCUGCUUCCCCUCGAAUCUUGCUGUGAAUCUCCAGCCGAGACGUCUCCGGGGUUCAUCAGACACGAAAACCCGAUUGGUCUCUCACUCUCUCACUCUGUUCUUCGUCACCUUCGAGUGCUUCGUCUGCCGAGAGCUAGCCUUCGUGCCACCGCGCCGUCGACGUCGCCUAGCUUCCCCUCGCCGGAUAUAGCCCAUGCGCGGUGCUUUCCGGCGAGCCUCUGUGUAAAGUUACUUUCCUACGAGCAGCUUCGUCAAGUGGUUAGUGCCAUGCGGAGAGUGGAUUUUCUGAGUUGCACGAUAGAUAGACAGAGAAAUAUGAGGCUUGAUGUCGACAAUAUGUCGUAUGAGGAAUUACUGGCUUUGGAGGAACAAAUACGGAACGUGAGCACCAGUUUGAGUGACGAUCGAGUUAGCGGGUCUGCCGGUGUACUUGAUAUUUAA
Striga asiatica is the source of this 630-nucleotide messenger RNA. Lineage: Eukaryota; Viridiplantae; Streptophyta; Magnoliopsida; Lamiales; Orobanchaceae. The record is from the annotation of a GenBank genome assembly.